Saccostrea echinata is the source of this 2164-nucleotide messenger RNA. RefSeq names its product serine palmitoyltransferase small subunit A-like. NCBI's taxonomy places the organism in Eukaryota, Metazoa, Mollusca, Bivalvia, Ostreida, Ostreidae. Gene Ontology annotation, biological process: ceramide biosynthetic process. Gene Ontology annotation, molecular function: serine C-palmitoyltransferase activity. The record is from RefSeq and is a predicted model, not a curated record. The coding region runs from base 66 to 302 and encodes 78 amino acids. Gene Ontology annotation, cellular component: serine palmitoyltransferase complex. The transcript is spliced from 2 exons.
UUUGACGUCGACGUUUGGCUGGCCUUCAUUAUUUUGAAGAAAGGAACAAUAUCACAAGGUUCAAAAUGGUUUUUAAAAGAGUGAAAAACUUUAUAUCGUACUGGUAUCUACAAUAUCUUUUGGCAACAUCUGUAUACAUGUUGGAGCCACUGGAAAGGAGAGUCUUUAAUUGCUUGUUGAUUAUUGUGCUGGCAAUGUUUAUGUAUACAAGUUAUGUUUUCCUACCGGGCCAUGCCAGAAUGCUUAUUUAUUUCAUAAAUACAUAUAUACUGGGAGGGAAUCCGUCAGAAGCAGGUGUUUAGGGAACAGGUGGACAAAAAAGGGGAGAAAGCCUCAAAGGAGAAAUUAAAGAAGGACACAAAGUGAUCUCAAAGGUUGUUUUUCCUAAUGAAGAUGAUGCCGGUGCAAUGGUUACCAAAGAAACAUUUUGAAAUUAAGACAUGUAUGCUUACUUAAGUGAGUUUAGUAUAUUGUCAUCUUCACCCUCAUUUGAACCAAAUUGUUGUGUAUACAUAUGUUUAUUCUAGAGAAGACACUUAUAAUAAAGAAAAAAUAUAUAUAUACUUAAGGUUUGUAAAGAUUUGCCUGUGACUCAUCAUUUAAUUUGUCAUCUUUUAUUCAUUGUUUAAUGUAUUUUUAUGGACCUAUUUUGGCUUUUAAUAUGUUGUACACAUAAUCUGUACCAAAUGUCAAUGACUCGAGGCAAUUUUGGAAGCAGGAAAAAUUGUUUUAAAGGCAUGUUAAUGCUGCUCUUGACAACAUUUUAUUUUUUUUUAUAUGUCCUUAGCUUGCCACGAACACACAAACGAUUAAUUUUGUUCCCAAGGUGUUAAUUACACAUUCUUCACUUGUGUCAUAGGAAAAUUCUACGCAAUGAUGCAGCUUCCAUUAUGUUGAUACAUGGGAAAAAAAUUUAAAAUUGAUUUAUAGGGUUUUAAUGUUUAAAUAUUUUUGUUAUCUGUUAUAUUUUCAAUACUAAGGCCACUAGUUCUUUCACCUUUUGCAGUAAACAACCUCUGAUAUACAUGUAAUUAGUACUUGUACGUGUGUUUUACAGCUGUUUUACUUGUUUAAGUGACGCAGUUAGUUUGGAGGAUAAAGACUUAUCACAUUGAUGUAUUUUGAUUUAAUUUAAACUGGUUUUUUUUAUGUAUAAGGCAUGGGAUUGAAAAGAGUGAAACUAAUCAAUGUACCCUUAAUAUGAUGGGUUGACAUGUGCCAUUUUGUAAUUCAAAGUUCCAUGUAACACUAUUUUCUAUUGGUUUUGUUGGAUGUUCUAUUCAUAAAAUAGUAUGAUUUAGCCUAAAUAUAAAAGAAGAUGGGUGAACAAGCCAAGAAAAAUGCCUAAGGUUCAACAAAUAAGAACACAAUUUUCUCAUUUGUUUAACCGGAAAAAUAGUUAACAUUUAUGUAUAUUUUAUCUAAAAUCUCCACAGUCUGCAACAGUGUCACAAAUGUUAAAAUUAUUCAUUUAUGAAAUAGAAUGCACACACCAAAGAGAGCAUGCAAAAAUAACAACUUCUCUUCUGUAACAUAGUGUUCUAUAUAAGAUGUUUAAUUUUUUUUUUUUUUUUUUUUUGCUUAACACCCACUCAACCUUAAAAAUAGACUUUUAUGACACAACAUUCGUAUCUUUUUGAGAAUUUGAGGAAUAUUUGAAAUCCAGUUAUUCAGAGGUUAUAUCACAAACAAGAUUUAAAUACCAUUACCUGCUAUGAGAUGUGUUAUCAUGUCAGUUUCUAAAACUAGAAACUGAUCAUCUGGAAUCUUAUCACUUGGUUUCAAAUUCUGAAUUUUUUGAACCAUGGAAUAAUUUUUCCAAGAAAUUUUUUCCAUAUAAAACUUUUUUAUCAUAAUUUCAUUCCUACAAUAGGAACGUUUUUUUUUUUAAAUAAGUUUUACAAAUUGAAGCUGUAGGCAUUUUGCACGCCUUGUUUACCCAUCUUCUUUGUUAAGAACUUCCAGAAGUCUGAUAUUAAUUUUUUCCCCCAUUUUUUUUUUUUGUAAAAUAAUUUUAACGUUUGAUUUUAGCAAAAUGUCCAUAAAUCAUUUGUAUAAAUUAAAUAGGCCAGAGUCAAUUGCUUGCCAUUAAAGACUGUUAAUUAUUAUAUUGUCUUUAUUGUAAAAGGUGCAAAGAGUUAAUGAACACUGAUAAAAUUUUAAA